This is a messenger RNA of Drosophila montana, 1519 nucleotides long. RefSeq names its product zinc finger protein 502-like. Lineage: Eukaryota; Metazoa; Arthropoda; Insecta; Diptera; Drosophilidae. The record is from RefSeq and is a predicted model, not a curated record. Gene Ontology annotation, cellular component: nucleus. The transcript has a single exon. The coding region runs from base 169 to 1257 and encodes 362 amino acids. Gene Ontology annotation, biological process: regulation of transcription by RNA polymerase II. Gene Ontology annotation, molecular function: DNA-binding transcription factor activity, RNA polymerase II-specific; RNA polymerase II cis-regulatory region sequence-specific DNA binding; zinc ion binding.
UUAGUAUUUUUGAAAGCGACUAUUUUUGCAGUGUGACCAUAAUCUACUAGAACCAAGAACACCACCGCAAUUACAAAAAUAAUACUGUAUCGAAUUAAUAACCAUUAGAAAUUUCCUGCCCAAACAUUUUAUUCUUGUUUACAAUACGUAAGGGGCACAAAAUAAAUUAUGGAAAAGGUUUGCCGCGUGUGCCGAGACGGCGGAGGUAAUCUAGUGGACAUAUUCGCCGACCAACCCGAUCAGACGGACGAACCCAGUUUGGCGGAGAUGCUGAGCGAGUGCACGAACUGUGAAGUAACCCAAAAUGAUGCACUACCUCAACAAAUGUGCGAGUCGUGCGUUCUCGCUGCUCAAAGUUUCUUUAAAUUCAAGCGAACGUGCGAGGAGAGUCAUCAGUAUUUCAUGCAGCAGCUGGACGCCAGGGAUAUGCUUGAAACGGACGAUUGGCCACUUUCCGAGUGGGCCAAAAAUAUGAUGUCUGUUAAGAAAGAAGAAGAGCAGUGCGAAGAGAUUUUGGAUUCAAAAAUAGAUAUCUGCGAAUACACAGAAACGCGAUCAGAUGAUUGGCAUUCCAACUCCAAUGCCAAUCCUAUUUGCCUGUUUGAAACCAAAUUCAUCGAUUGCGACAUGAAGUGCGAUGUGAGCUGCAAAAGCUCCUUUAGCGAGGAAUUAAUUAUUCCCUGUUCUAAUACUGAUAAAAAAGCCCACUUCUGUGCAACGUGUGGCAAGGAAUUUCCAACCAAAAGGAAACUCAGCCUGCACGAGAGCUUCCAUGCACGCCAACGGAAACACAAAUGUCAGCUGUGCCCAAAGAAGUUUGUCAAUCCAGGAAAUCUUGAGGAUCAUAUACGCGCUCACACCGGCGAACGCCCCUAUAAGUGUCCCCACUGCGUCAAGGCAUUUACCCAGCGUGGACGGCUCAACGAGCACAUUCGCAUCCACACCGGCGAACGUCCGUUCAAGUGCUUGGAAUGCCCGAAGACCUUCGCCAAUGCAGGAAAUCUGACGGUGCACAGACGAAUCCACUCGGGCAAUCGGCAGUACAAGUGCAACCAAUGCCAGGCGUCCUAUGUCCAGCCUGCAGCCCUCCAAAGACACAUGCGCGUGCAUCUGAAUGACGAACGUCCAUUCAAAUGCGACAUCUGCUUCAUGCCCUUUCCCAAGAGCUCGUAUCUUAAGAGACACAUGAAGAGCCACACAGAUACGAAACAUCUUUUACAAGAUGAAAAUGACUUGAACCCUUUGAAAAAUGUGUAAAACCCUUUUGGGACACAUGAUAACAGUACUGAAAUUUCGCUUUCUCGAUAAAUUCGAGGCGAAGAGAACGAAAGGUCUGAACCCAAUUGACUGACUUACAGGAACAAUUUAAAAAAUCGUAAAUUAACCAAAAUUUAAACCUAUUAAUAGCUUAAAUAUUUAUUUCUUAAAUAGGUGAAGGGUACUUAUUUUUUUAAAUUAUAGUCUACCUAAGAAAAUCUUGAAAUUGGAUUUAAAAUAAAAUAAUCAGAGAAAAUAUAUA